Messenger RNA from Anarrhichthys ocellatus (wolf-eel), 480 nucleotides. Its product is annotated as myelin and lymphocyte protein-like. The record is from RefSeq and is a predicted model, not a curated record. The coding region runs from base 1 to 438 and encodes 145 amino acids. Gene Ontology annotation, cellular component: membrane. Lineage: Eukaryota; Metazoa; Chordata; Actinopteri; Perciformes; Anarhichadidae. Gene Ontology annotation, biological process: myelination. Gene Ontology annotation, molecular function: structural constituent of myelin sheath. The transcript is spliced from 4 exons.
AUGGCUGCCACCACUGCUCAGCCCACGGGGAGCCUGCCCAGCGGGCUGGGGAUCUGCACCGCGGCCCCGGAUGUCUUCUACCUGCCCGAGCUGGUGAGUGGUUCGGUGGUUUGGAUCCUGGUGGCGUCGACCUACGUGGACCCACCGAACCCUCUGGGCCGGGUGACGUUCGUCUCCGUCUUCUGCUUCGUCGGGACAUUCCUCUGGACGGAGGUCAUAAGAACCUCUCCGGCUGGGCUGCUGCUGUCCAGGACGUUGCCUGGCAGCCUUCUUCUACCUCAUGCAGGCGUGGAUCUGGCUUACAUCACCUUCCAGAAGAACCCCGCAGACUUAAAGAUCUACCACAUCGACAUCGCUGCUGUGGUCUUCGCAUAUGUUGCCACACUCUUCUACUUCAUCCACACCAUCCUCUCCUCCAUCCGAUGGAAAAACUUCUGAAAAAUGAAUCACAGACCUGAGUGUGUGUGUGUGUGUGUGUGU